This is a messenger RNA of Dendrobium catenatum, 1534 nucleotides long. Its product is annotated as fructose-bisphosphate aldolase, chloroplastic. The record is from RefSeq and is a predicted model, not a curated record. Gene Ontology annotation, molecular function: fructose-bisphosphate aldolase activity. Gene Ontology annotation, biological process: glycolytic process; fructose 1,6-bisphosphate metabolic process. Lineage: Eukaryota; Viridiplantae; Streptophyta; Magnoliopsida; Asparagales; Orchidaceae. The coding region runs from base 95 to 1264 and encodes 389 amino acids. The transcript has 6 exons. Gene Ontology annotation, cellular component: cytosol.
UCCCUGCAUAAAAUUUGAGAGCAUUAGAGAGAGAGAAGCUGAAAGAAAGAAAAAACUAACCUUCUCUCUUGUUUCUUGUUCUUCAACAUCGUCAAUGGCGUCUGCUACCAUUCUCAAGUCUUCAUUUCUGCCAAAGAGAUCAGAAUGGGCUGCCACCAGUCGGUCACCGACUAGUCGCCAGCCUGCUGCUGUGUGCUUCACCGUCCGUGCAGGCUCAUAUGCUGAUGAACUCGUCAAGACUGCUAAAACUGUUGCUUCACCUGGAAGGGGAAUCCUGGCCAUGGAUGAAUCUAAUGCUACUUGUGGGAAACGUCUCGCUUCUAUCGGGCUGGAGAACACUGAAGCCAACAGGCAGGCUUACAGGACCCUUCUAGUCUCAGCUCCUGGUCUGGGACAGUAUAUUUCCGGCGCAAUUCUCUUUGAGGAGACUCUCUAUCAAUCAACAACAGAUGGAAAGAAGAUAAUCGAUGUUCUUGUUUCUCAGAAUAUUGUGCCAGGCAUCAAGGUUGAUAAGGGUCUUGUUCCACUAGCGGGGUCCAAUGACGAGUCCUGGUGCCAAGGAUUGGAUGGUCUGGCUUCACGGUGCGCCGCAUACUAUCAACAAGGAGCUCGAUUCGCCAAAUGGCGCACAGUGGUUAGCAUCCCUAACGGCCCAUCAGCACUUGCAGUAAAGGAAGCAGCCUGGGGCCUUGCUCGAUAUGCGGCGAUUGCUCAAGACAAUGGCCUUGUUCCAAUUGUGGAACCUGAGAUUCUUUUGGAUGGAGAGCAUAGCAUUGAUAAAACCUUCGAGGUUGCGCUAAAAGUAUGGGCUGAGGUCUUCUUCUAUUUGGCUGAAAAUAAUGUGUUAUUCGAAGGAAUCCUUCUGAAACCGAGCAUGGUAACGCCAGGGGCUGAGAGCAAGGAGAAGGCUACAGCUGAGCAAGUUGCAGAUUACACUCUUAAGCUUCUUCAUAGAAGAAUUCCACCAGCUGUUCCUGGAAUUAUGUUCCUUUCUGGUGGACAAUCUGAAGUAGAAGCAACUCAGAACUUGAAUGCAAUGAACCAGAGAAAAAACCCAUGGCAUGUCUCAUUCUCCUACGCUAGAGCACUGCAGAACACAUGCUUAAAGACCUGGGCAGGGAGACCGGAGAACGUGAAGGCAGCACAGGAUACGCUACUCAUUCGAGCCCAAGCCAACUCGCUCGCACAACUUGGGAAGUACACUGGUGAGGAUGAGUCGGCUGAGUCCAAAAAGGGGAUGUAUGUGAAGAACUAUAGCUACUAAGUGCUUGCAAUGUUCAUAGAUACUAAGGUGAAUGGAUUUGAAGGAAACAGAAGAUGCAGUCGUAAUGUCUAUGCUAUGUUUAUGGUACAAUGGCAAUAGAAACAUGUUGAGUACUAUGAUUAAGUUGAUUUUAGUAUGCUUAUCAAUGAUAAGUUAUGUUUCUAUCAUGUAAUGUAGCGAUGUUUUACUAGAAAAAGAACUAUCAAAUUUGGUAGUGUACUUCUAUGAUGUAAGAUUUUCUAGUGAGAAAGUUUCAGAGAUUGUCAUAAA